Messenger RNA from Sinocyclocheilus rhinocerous, 2054 nucleotides. RefSeq names its product PR domain containing 1c, with ZNF domain (gene prdm1c). Gene Ontology annotation, molecular function: DNA-binding transcription repressor activity, RNA polymerase II-specific; RNA polymerase II cis-regulatory region sequence-specific DNA binding; protein binding. The coding region runs from base 101 to 2029 and encodes 642 amino acids. The transcript has 8 exons. The record is from RefSeq and is a predicted model, not a curated record. Gene Ontology annotation, biological process: regulation of transcription by RNA polymerase II; cell fate commitment. Lineage: Eukaryota; Metazoa; Chordata; Actinopteri; Cypriniformes; Cyprinidae. Gene Ontology annotation, cellular component: nucleus; cytoplasm.
CAGAGACGGAGAGCUUGACUGCAACCUCCUCAUGCAGACGGCUGGAGAGAAACUCACUGACUCAACAUAAGCCACAGUGUAAUCUCCACUCGGUUUGAUUAUGCCUUCAAAAACACUCACAACCACAGCAAACGAGAGCAUCACUAUACAAACUGAGGAGCAGAAAGUGGAUGUGCGACACAACCCUCCUGUUACAGAUGAUGAGCCAGACUUUGAUGGGUGGAAAGAAACCAGAGCCCAGACAUCAUUAUCCAGAAACCUCAGAUUUGCAUAUCACAAUCAGAAGGUGCUAGGUGUUUUCACCACUGGGGUCAUUCCUUUAGGGACCCUCUUCGGCCCACUGCUCGGACAACAUCUUCACCCUGAAGAUAUGCCUGCAAACAUCCAUGGAAAACACAUCUGGAUGAUCUUCUCAGAGGGGCGAUUGCAUCGCUUCCUGUCUUGUGAGAAUGAGAGUGGCAGCAACUGGAUGCACUUUGUAAACUAUGCCUCGUCUCCUUGGCAACAGAAUCUUGCUGCAUUCCAAAUUGGAAUGCAGAUUUACUUCUAUGCCAUGAAGGUUCUAAUGCCGGGGGAGGAGCUGCUGGUGGGGCGGAGCCUAGAACACGAGCAGCCAAUGAGCACCAGCCUCAGAACUGCCUGUCUAAAACAGCCACUUCCCACACACUCUUCUUCUCAGGGUAAAGAUCAAGUGAGGAAGAGAAAGCGAGGUCACACAGUCACUGAGAUCCUGGAUCUGGAUCCCUGGACUGAUCAUCACACUGAAACUCCUCCAAGCAAACCGUUUAGCGCCAUCACACAAACUAAAUAUAGAGAAAAAGUGACCAGAGACCUGCAGAAUCCAAAAUUACCUCUAUUUUCAAUGACUAAUGGCAUCUCUGAGAUCCCUUUAAACUUGAAAAUGGCAUCUAGUGUAGGGAAGCAUGUAUACACCUCUGCUAUCCCACAAUCCUCUAUGCCAGUGUAUAUAUGGCCUGUUAUUCGAUACGCGCCGUCACACCAGCCAAUGGGAUUUGGCCAAACAACACCACAUAUGUCCCAUAAAAUUCCACAUAUCCACAUGUAUCCAUCUCUUUUGCAUCCAGCAUCCAAUGAGAAUCGUCUUUCAUUAGCAUUGACUAAUAGAGGCGACCCCAAAAUUAAAGUGACAGACUCCGCAAAGAGAGAAACAAAUCCUAAAGACUCCACAAAUCAACUGUCAGGCCUCAGUAAUGCAACCAAUCCGUCUCCGGCUCAAGUGUUUAGUGCUGAUGACAUCACAGCCCAGAGAGACUCACCUGAGAUGGGCGUGGCUUCCUCAUGUAUGGGCGUGGCUUCCUCAUGUGUCUCCGCCUCCACCCGCCACACCACAGCGUCGCAGGUUGGCCAAAAGCAACAGAUUGUAUGUUACAAGGCUUUACCGUAUCCAUUACAGCGACAGAAUGGAAAGAUUCAGUAUAAAUGUAACGUGUGCGAGAAGAACUUCAGUCAGCUGUCCAAUCUGAAGGUUCACCUGAGGGUUCACAGCGGUGAGAAACCAUACAAGUGCAAUAUCUGCAGAAAGAACUUUUCCCAGCUGGCUCAUCUUCAAAAGCACAUUCAGGUUCAUACGGGAGAAAAACCAUAUGAAUGCCAUGUGUGUAACAGGCGCUUCAGCAGCUGCAGUAACCUGAAGACUCACCUGCGGCUGCACUCGGGCGAACGGCCGUAUGCCUGUAAGCAAUGCCUCGCCAGCUUCACCCAGCACAUCCACCUGCGGCUGCACAGACGCCUGCACGCCAGCCCGCGCUCCCACUGCUGCCCGCACUGCUCUCGCAGGUACACACACCUGUGCAGCCUGCAGAUCCACCUGCACCAGUUCUGCCCCGCCUCCAGCCUCACAGGCUCCGCCUCUCAGCUGUGCCGAGCCAAUGACGAGAUCGAGAGGUUUGAUCUGAGUGAAGGUGCAGCAAAACUUGAGGCUGGCAUGGAGGCGGAGUCUAUAAAGAAGAUGUGUCAGGUGAUCUGGGCACUUGCAGGGAGCAGCACAGGCCCAAACAAUGACACAUGAAUCGUCCAGCUCUGUUUCUCCAAAG